Molecule: messenger RNA, 1161 nt
Organism: Aspergillus viridinutans
Lineage: Eukaryota; Fungi; Ascomycota; Eurotiomycetes; Eurotiales; Aspergillaceae
Product: putative aldose 1-epimerase family protein
Exons: 3
Coding region: 1-1161 (386 amino acids)
Biological process (GO): glucose metabolic process; beta-D-galactose catabolic process via UDP-galactose, Leloir pathway
Molecular function (GO): aldose 1-epimerase activity; carbohydrate binding
Source: RefSeq, a predicted model, not a curated record
AUGAACCUCUGGAGACUUUCAGUCGGCAUCGUUGCUGCCGUAAAGUCCGUCUGGACCCGGGGCAGCCCAUUCGCCGCACUCACAGCCCUAUGGCCAACAAACGACGAGGGCAAAUUCAUCAUUCAAUCCGAAGGCAUUCGACUGGCUUUUACAAACCACGGUGCAGCCCUUACAAAUCUCUGGCUGAAUAAUACUCAUGGCGAGGAGAUCGAUGUUGUACUGGGCUUGGACGAUGCGAGGGGUUAUCCGUCGCUGCAGUCGAAUCCGUUUUUGAACGGGGUUAUAGGACGAUACGCCGGCUUCCUAAGCAGCUCCAGCUACCCAGUCGACGGAACAAUCUACCCCGUAACCGCAAACGCACACAACGCGACCUCGCUAUUCAACGGCGGAGAUAAAGGCUGGGGCCGACAGACCUGGGACAUCGCCGUGCAUAUCAACAACAGCAUUACAUUCGUGCUGUUUGAUAACAGGUGGAAUGGGUUCCCUGGGAUCUUUGCCUCGUGCGUGACGCAUACGGUUACGCCGUAUGAGUGGCGGAUUGCCUUUGGGGUUACGCCGUUGCUCAAGGCGGGCCCGAUUAAUUUGAGUCAGCAGGUUUUCUUUAAUCUUGAUGGGUUCAGGAAGAAUGCCAGCACCAGUGAUGCUAGUGAUAGUACGGUGCUUGAUCAUAAGCUGAGGCUUCCUGUUGCUGGGAUGCGGUUCGAUGUUGAUGAGCGGGGGAUUCCGACGGGGGAUAUGAAGAGUAACAGGCAGGGGAAGGAGUUCGACUUUUGGUCUGCGGCCAAGUCUAUUGGCGAGGAGGUUCAGAAGGGUAAUGCCGGAUUUGAUGUGACUUAUGCGCUCGCCCAUAAACCGUUGGGCGACAAGGAAGAUGAGCCUGUGGCGAUCCUCUCCUCGAAGCUGUCUGGAGUCACCAUGGAGCUUUACACGGACCAGGACGCUCUCCAUGUUCAUACGUGGGACAAUAACAUGGGUGCGUUGCAGUUGAAGAAAGGUCAAGGGCCAGGCAAAGUCGCUCAGCACGCGGCGAUAUCUCUAGAGAUGCAAGACUGGCCAGAUGCAGUGCACCAUCCGGAAUGGAGACACAGAAAGACCAUUUGGGGGAUGGACGGACUAUAUACGCGGUUUGCAACGUACAAGGUCUCGGUCGAGGGGAAAUAA